Molecule: messenger RNA, 1970 nt
Organism: Austrofundulus limnaeus
Lineage: Eukaryota; Metazoa; Chordata; Actinopteri; Cyprinodontiformes; Rivulidae
Product: G protein-coupled receptor kinase 5
Exons: 13
Coding region: 109-1512 (467 amino acids)
Biological process (GO): protein phosphorylation; regulation of signal transduction; signal transduction
Cellular component (GO): cytoplasm
Molecular function (GO): G protein-coupled receptor kinase activity; ATP binding
Source: RefSeq, a predicted model, not a curated record
UUUCUGUGUAAACCUUUUCUUACCCUCUGUCCCCUCUAACUCCUUUAGGAAUCAUUUGAGACAAAGUCAGAAAAAGAGAGGACAGAAUUUGGGAACAGUAUCAUCCAGAUGUUCUUCAGCCGGCAGUCUGACCAGUUCGUGUCCAUCAUGGAGAGAUAUGAACAAAGCUGCAGAAACUAUCUGAAGCUAGCUCCCUAUGAAGACGUCUUUUCUGACUGUAAAGAAGAACUACAUGAAUACCUGAGCAAAGAGCCCUUCAUCCAGUACAUGGACAGCAUGUAUUUUGACCGUUUUCUACAGUGGAAGAUGCUGGAAAGACAGCCCAUCUCCAAACAGAAUUUCAGACAGUACAGGCUGCUGGGGAAAGGAGGCUUUGGAGAAGUGUGGGCUUGCCAGGUGCGGGCCACAGGAAUGAUGUAUGCCUGCAAAAAGCUGGAGAAGACCAAUGUGAAAAAAUGGCGAGGAGAAAGCAUGGCGCUGAACGAAAAGGAGAUUCUGGAGGAGCUGGACAGUCGUUUUGUGGUAAAUCUUGUGUAUACGUAUGAGACCAAACAUUCACUCUGUAUGGUUCUGACGAUGAUGAGUGGUGGAGAUCUGAAGUUCCACAUACACAAGCUGCAAAAGGGCGGGUUAGACUUAAACAGAGUGCGUUUCUAUGCUGCAGAAGUUUGCUGCGGUUUGAUUCAUCUCCACCAGAAGUCAAUAGUCUACAGAGAUCUAAAACCUGAAAACAUUCUCCUGGAUGACAAUGGACACAUCCGCAUCUCUGACUUGGGUUUGGCUGUAAGGCUGUCUGAGGGGAAACUUGUGCGAGGUCGGGUCGGCACUUUUUUUUACAUGGCCCCUGAAGUGAUCGGCCAAAAGAAAUACGGAAUGAGUGCGGACUGGUGGGGCCUGGGCUGCCUGAUCUAUGAGAUGAUUGCAGGUCAUUCUCCAUUCAGGGCCAAAGGGGAGCAUCCUCAAGCUUCAGAACUGGAGAGAAGAAUCCAAGAAGUUGAGGAGGACUACAAUCAGAAGUUCAGUGUGGACGCAAAAGACCUCUGCAGGAAGCUGUUGACCAAAGAACCGACACAACGGCUGGGUUGCCUGCGUUCAGGAUGGAAAGAAGUGAAGUCUCAUCCAUUUUUUAAACAAAUCAACUUCCGGAUGCUGGAAGCAGGACUGGUUGAACCGCCAUUUAAACCUGAUCACAGACUUGUAUACUGCAACGAUGUGCAGGACAUUGAGGAGUUUUCUCCAGUGAGGGGAGUCGUCCUAAAUCAGACAGAUAGCGAGUUCUACGCCAAGUUCAACACAGGAGUUAAUCCCAUACCCUGGCAAAAUGAGCUUAUAGAGACAGGGUGUUUUGAAGAGCUAAAUAUUUUUGGUGCUAUGGGAACUCGAACUCCAGAUUUGGAACAGCUCCAGGUUACAAACAGCCCCAAACGCCGUCUCCUGCGUGGAAUUUUCCGCAGACGGCCACCCUCAGGUUCUGAUGAAAACAGCUAUAAUCUGAUACCCAAUGAGGGCUAGAUGAAGUCAUCAGCUCUGCUCUCCAAGAACAAUCCUGAAACUGGAGCAUCCAAUGCAGCAGCAAAUUCUUCCCUUUAAAAAAUCGGACACUUUUUUUGUGUGUUUGUAUUUGUGCUAUCAUUUCCCUCGCAGCUACAUUACAGCAGCACUUGUUUGUUUAUUGUCCAUACCACAUUGUUUUGAAGAACAAAUGAAAUGGCUGAAGUUUUAAUAAACUGUUUGUUUUGUUUUUUUUUUUACUCUGGGGCUUGUCAAUCACUAAUGUUCACACUGACAUAAAAAAGGAUCCUAAAACGUCUUCAUUCCUGGAAGAAAACUCUAAACUAACUUUGUAAAGUUUUAUCUUAACCCUCUAUGGUAUGACUUUUUAUUUUAGGAAAAAAAAAUAUUUGACCCUUGUUUUUAGGAACUUUGUGGUCCCUAUUAAUAUACUGAUCAUACAAUGUGACCCCCCCCCC